AUGGCACACAUGAGGACCAAGAUAGAUCUGCUCACGAAGCAUAUUGUUGCGAGUUCUGAAAAGGUAAAUGUUGUAGGAACUCCAAAUAAGUAUGAAGAUCAAGACAUUGAUCUAGAUGAGGAGGCUAAAUACUUGGGCAACCAAGGUGGUUUCCGGAAUUAUAACUCGGGAAACCAGGGUUACAAUUUUGGAAAUGCAGUUCAGAACUACUCAAGGGAUAGACAGUAUGACAGACCGGGAACUAGAGAGCAGGGAAACUGGCAGAAUAGAGAUGGGUAUAGAAAUGAUCGCAAUGGUGUGUAUGUGCCCCCAGGGGUGAAGGAGAUGAGAGGUGACUUUUCCAAUAUGAGUCAACUAGUAGAUUAUCACACUACCUCCAUCAAGCAAAUAGAGCAGCAGUUGGGGCAACUUUCAGCAUCACUGAACCAGAGGAAGAAUGGGUCACUACCAAGUGAUACUAUUCAAAAUCCUAAGAAGGACGGGCAUUGCAUGGCUAUCGCCACCAGGAGUGGUAAGAUUCUUAAUGACCCAAUUUCUUCAGGUACUAAAAACGAACAGGUGGUGGAGCAAACUGGAAGAGAGGAGACCAAAGCUGAACAUGUAUAUGACUCAGAGGAUGCUCAACCAAUAGAAAAACAAGAAGGAGCACCAUAUAAAGGGGUUGAGGGAACUAGGCGUUUGCAGCAGAUCCCAAGACCACCUUCUCCUUUCCCUCAAAGGCUUAAAAAGAAAGCCGAAGAUGGAAAAUUUUCUAAAUUCAUCACCAUGUUGAGACAGUUAUCAGUGAAUAUCCCAUUGAUGGAAGCACUAGAGCACAUUGCUAUAGCUACCAGAUCUCUGGUACAGAAGAAAGAGGAUCCGGGUGCAUUCACCAUAUCGUGCACCAUCGGAUCAAUCAAAUUUGUGAAGGCCUUGUGUGAUUUAGGGGCCAAUAGGUCAGUGAAGCAACCUGUGGGCAUCCUAUGUGAUGUGCUCGUAAAGGUGGAGACAUUCAUCUUUCCCGAAGACUUCGUGAUCUUGGAUUGCGAAGUGGAUUUUGAGGUUCCCAUAAUUUUGGAAAGAUCAUUUUUGGCCACAGGACGAGCAUUGGUAGAUGUUGAGAGAGGAGAACUAAAGUUCAGACUCAACAAAGAAGAGGUAAAGUUUAAUAUUUGCAAGUCAAUGAAACAGCCACAUGACAUGAAUGUGGUGUCUUCGAUAGAAGUUAUUGAUGAAAAAGAGAUGAGAGCAACCAUUGAGGAGAGGCUGGCUGUUGAAACAUUAGCAGUCGUGUUGAUGAAUUUUGAAGUAGAUUUCUGGACUAAUUAUGUGGAAACCAUAAAUGCCUUACGGGGUAUGUAA
Solanum verrucosum is the source of this 1341-nucleotide messenger RNA. RefSeq lists its product as uncharacterized. The transcript has 4 exons. The record is from RefSeq and is a predicted model, not a curated record. The coding region runs from base 1 to 1341 and encodes 446 amino acids. NCBI's taxonomy places the organism in Eukaryota, Viridiplantae, Streptophyta, Magnoliopsida, Solanales, Solanaceae.